AUGCUUUCGGCGUUUCGACGAUUUCCAUACUGCAAUCUCUCUUGGAUAUCAGUAAGUCAAUUCAGCAUUUCGGCGACGAACAAUGGAAAACAAGUUUUCUAUCACAAGGAUCUGGAAAUUAAGCAAGCCAAACCGGAGGAGCGUCAACCAUUGCCAAAAAAGGACCAGCAACUUGGCUUCGGUGUGAUACAUUCCGAUCAUAUGUUUGAAGUGAAUUAUGAGCUUGGUAAAGGGUGGACAAAACCAGUCAUUCGUCCUUAUACCAAUCUAUCGAUCGAUCCUGCAGCUAAGGUGCUACAUUACGCUUGCGAGCUAUUCGAAGGAAUGAAGGCAUAUCGUGGUGCUGAUAACCGUAUACGCUUGUUCCGCCCCGAACUCAACAUGGCUCGAAUGCGACGUUCGGCUGUACGAUGCGCCUUACCUGAUUUUGACGGAAAAGAACUGUUGAAGUGCAUCAGGGAACUGGUGAAAAUUGAUCAAGCAUGGGUUCCGUAUCAGAAAGGAGCUUCACUUUACAUCCGUCCCACGCUUAUUGGCACCGAACCAUCGCUUAGCGUAACCCUAUCCAAUGAAGCCAAACUAUUCGUCAUUACUGGACCGGCUGGAGCCUAUUUUGACACAUUUGAUCCCGUAAGUCUACUAGCCGAUCCACAGUAUGUACGAGCAGCCAAAGGAGGAGUAGGAGCAUUCAAAUUGGGAUGCAAUUACGCACCAACGAUGAAGAUUGCAGGCGAUGCGCUAAAAAAAGGCUGCAAACAGGUGUUGUGGCUAGCAGGACCAGAACAGCACAUCACUGAAGUAGGUGCUAUGAACGUCUUCAUGUACUGGAAAAACGAAGAGGGAGAAAACGAGUUGAUUACCGCUUCACUAGAGACAGGUAUCAUCUUACCCGGCGUUACGCGCCAAUCAAUACUUGAACUCGCACGCGAAAUGGGCGAGGUCAAAGUUACUGAACGAGACUUCACAAUGGAUGAGCUUCGAAAAGCUCUGAAAGAAAACAGAGUUUACGAGAUAUUCGGUGCAGGAACGGCUGCCGUAGUGAUACCAGUCGAUAUGAUCCUAUACCAAAUCGAUGAUCACGAGGAGAAGCUAAAGAUCCCAUUGAUGGAAAGCACGAAAUCGCUUAUGCAAAGGCUGUUCAAAGCAAUUACGGAUAUUCAGUACGGACGAGCAUCACGCCCAGAAUGGAUUGUUGAAAUUUGA
Molecule: messenger RNA, 1203 nt
Organism: Necator americanus (New World hookworm)
Lineage: Eukaryota; Metazoa; Nematoda; Chromadorea; Rhabditida; Ancylostomatidae
Exons: 10
Coding region: 1-1203 (400 amino acids)
Biological process (GO): L-leucine biosynthetic process; L-valine biosynthetic process
Cellular component (GO): mitochondrion
Molecular function (GO): branched-chain-amino-acid:2-oxoglutarate transaminase activity
Source: RefSeq, a predicted model, not a curated record